CAUCUGAAGCUCCCAAAACAGAAUUCAAUACGAAAUCAGGGGGCGCAAUCACAUCCACCAAAGCAACGGCGUCAUUUUUCAAUUCAGAGCAAAUUUUUAAAAUAGCUUCUUGUAUAAGUGUAGCUGCUAAAGGUCCCACUGCGAAUCCUCCUUGAUAUAAUGAAGACAAAUGGUACUUUUCUAAUGAAAAAAGCCCAUAUAAAGCGAAUAUUUUUACAAGUACGUUUUUAAGCUCGACUUCUUGGGCUUCUGCUAUUUUUUCCAGCAUAGUUUGUAGCAUAAAAUGCUGAAUGAACGCUAUUGAAAGAUUUUUAGCGUUGAACACUUGACUGUCGUUUUUGGCCCAGAAUUGAGUUUUGCUUUUGUGCAAUUCCUGGUCUAGUUUGUUCGAUGAUUUUUGCAUGAGGUGGCAUAUCAACCAUUGAUAAAUUACAAGAAUGCCUACAAAAAAAAAAUAUAGAUUUUAAAUUAUAUUUAUUAUACAGGGUGUCCAGAAUAACUUGAAGUAUAUGGAGAUUUUGGAAACCAUUGAAAAUACAGGGUGGACACCCUAUAUCUUCAAUGGUUUCCAAAAUCUCCAUGUACUUCAAGUUCUUCCAGACACUCUGUAUAUAAGCAAAAAUAUGCUUCGAAAGGGUGUUUAUUUGUACUUGCUCUACCUUGCUCGAAAAUCUGCUGCUAUUUAAGAGCUUUUAAUAGGAACAAGUAAACUGUUGAGAUCUGCUCGAAGCAAUGAAAGCAGUACAAAUGAACACCCUGUAUAUUACUUUCUGGUCUACAAAUUUCCUCGAUAUUUUUGGCGGGAAAUUUCGAGUUGAGCAAAAUGUCCAUUCCGUUCGUCAAAAAGUCGGCAGAUUUCAUUGGGGUCGAAAUUUUUUGCCUUUUCACUACCAGUGGCCACAUUUUCAGCAACCAAUUGCUGGUUUGCUGGAUCAAAAUGUGAUUUUCGCCUUCGUAGGUCAUGUUUGCGUCAUGGUCGUUUCGAAUAUCACCGAUUCCAGCAGCUAGAACCAAGAGAAUGUGGAAUAAUAAUUGGAGAAAACGAUAGCUUGCAAUAAAGUUCGAAUUGCUCUAACCAAGCUUUCCGAAAACGCUACCCAACAUAACCUCAAACGUUACACCACACAGCUGACAUUAACGAUAACCUCACAAUUUUUCUUGUUUUUGUUUAGAUUUUGUGUAGUGUGGUUGUUCUUGUAAACAUUGAUUUCAUUUGCCCCAAAUUUCCAGUUUUUAGAUUGGUUCCCAAAAUGAUAUACUCUGUAAACCUGGAUCCGACAACCCAAACAAGCCUAAAAAUGCAACUUUUCAACAACGUUACAAACACUGCAGAGCUUCGCAGCAAAAUCAUGACUGGGGAGCUGAAGUGUUGCAUUGUGAAACCACAACUAGUCUACGACCCUCUACAAGUUGUUGUAGCUGCCAACAAGGCACUGACCAGCAAGAAACAAACGACCAAAAGCAUUUUUACUGAAUUGUUAUUUAAUUUAAGCCCUUCUUCAAAUAUUAGCCAGAGCUUGUUGAAGUUUGGCAUUCACGAUAAAGAUCAAAGCCUUUUAGUUGUUAUUUUAGAAAAAACUACUGAUAAUUUUGAAGAUAUAUUCAGUUUAGUUCAAGGCGAUGUUUUAGAUAUAUCUCACUUGAAUCAGCUAAAUGAUAUAAAAGCAAUAAGAAAAAUGUAUAAAAUUACCGACAAGGAAUUUAAUAGUGUAGAUAUUUUAGAUUCCAUUGUUAGUAGAAUAGCAACAAAAGAAUAAACUUGCCUUUCAAAUAUCCGUGUCCUCCGCAAGCCUCCCUACUCUCCUGUAUAGCUUCUUUCAUAGUCCAACCAGCAAUAGGUUUAGAAGCUGAAGAUACAGCGUGCAAUUCCAUACCCCAAUCUGGUAAAUUUGCUGUAUCAUUACCCAAUACGGAAGCAAUUGAAAAUUGAUAUUGAAGCUCAGAUAGUCUUGUGGAAAAUAUUCUUA
This is a messenger RNA of Ceutorhynchus assimilis (cabbage seed weevil), 1967 nucleotides long. The record is from the annotation of a GenBank genome assembly. NCBI's taxonomy places the organism in Eukaryota, Metazoa, Arthropoda, Insecta, Coleoptera, Curculionidae.